GAAAGAAAAAGGACGAUCACACUCACUCCAGUACAACACUCGUAACAGAUUGGACAGUCCUUUCAUGGAGAAUGUCUAACUGGACCGCAAAAGUGAAUGUUUCUGCCAUGAUAGAGGGAAGCUAUCCUUGGACAUCAAUACCAAGAAGUCUCGCCAUCGCGGUCUCCGUGAUGUUGUCGAUGUUGAUUUUGGCGGGAGCUUUUGGAAACGCUUUCGUCUGUAAUCGGCUUCGAAGACGCCGUGACCUUCGCAAAGUGCCACACUACUUGCUCGCCAACCUUUCUUUGACUGGACUUCUAACAUCGCUCCUCGGCAUGCCGUCCCUGUUAUUAGCAACCAUUGUCAAUUACCGUCAGGCUAGCCAUUCACCAGUCGCUGAGAUACUCUGUAAAGUUGGUUUUCCUCUUUCUAUCGGCUGCAUAGCGCUAAAUGCGUUGAGUCUAACUCUUAUGACAAUAGAUCGCCACGAUUGCGUUGUUCGUCCAUUCCGGCGCCGCCUAUCAAGGGAGAAUGUUAAGAAAAUUCUGCUUGUUACUUGGCUCUUGGCCUUCCUUAUUUCUGGUGUACUCCUCGUAUUGUUAAGAAAAGAAAGGUCUGUUUGCUAUACAUGGUUUCCUUAUAACCAGCUUAAGUCUCUUCGAACGAAACAAGGUCAUGUUAUCCUAAAUUACAUAACAGCAAUUGCACAGCUAGACACGCUGGCGAUAGUGCUGAUCAUAGUAAGUCUCUUUCGUGUCGUUAAGACGCUUCGCGCGCCGACUAUUCUACAAUCGACCAACUCAUCCUUUUAUCAGCGCCAGGAGAAACAACUUACAUGGCUGACGUAUAAACUCUGUGGAACUUACAUUUUAUUCAGGUUUCCAUUCCUCAUUUGCAGCAUUGUUGGACGCAACGAGGAAUUUCAAGGGAUGACGCUCAACACCGCUUCUCUUCUGACAGGCGUGACGAUGUAUUCUCCUUUCGUGUUAAAUCCAAUUCUUCAUUUCAAAAUGCUCAGAGUAAGGCAGCCAAACCGUGUUGUUCAUGCCGUACCACAAGCCCCCCAGAUAUAACUGAGAGUAGAAAACACCCGAUCGGACGAAUAAAGAGAAUAAGACCAAAUCGUGAGGUCGAACGUCGCCGAUAUUGUCAAAUUAUUAUAAGGUAGAUAAAGCAAACCACGAGGACGACGGCAACGA
This is a messenger RNA of Orbicella faveolata, 1178 nucleotides long. RefSeq lists its product as uncharacterized. Gene Ontology annotation, cellular component: plasma membrane. The record is from RefSeq and is a predicted model, not a curated record. Lineage: Eukaryota; Metazoa; Cnidaria; Anthozoa; Scleractinia; Merulinidae. Gene Ontology annotation, biological process: G protein-coupled receptor signaling pathway; cellular response to hormone stimulus. Gene Ontology annotation, molecular function: G protein-coupled receptor activity; peptide binding.